AAUCCUCGUGUUAUAAUCAACCAAACGUGGAUUUUAAUUUGGUCGUCACUAAUCACUUAGGCGAAUACAAUUCAGGUUCCGCUAUAAUUAAUAACUAAUUCAAAACGCGUACAUUUUACCUUACUCAAACACAAACUUCGGGAUGUACUGGGUAUGUUUUGUUUAGUCGUUUUUCUUCUUGAUUACAGAAUCUGAAGAUAUGUGUGACAUAUGUUAAUAAGAUCAAGAACGAGGGGAAGUACGAAUCGAAUCAUGUAACAAUCUAUAUAUAUGUAACCAAAUCAGUAGGAAGAGUCAGACUUUUUUAACCUUAGAAGUGAAUGCAAUGGCUCCUCUUUGGUGGUUAGGUGAACACUUUCUUCCCUUCUUGCUUGUUGUAUUGCUGGUGUUUAUAUCCUUAAGGUACUUUUUUUCCGAGAAAAGAAGAAAAAGAAGUCGAAAUCUCCCACCAAGCCCUCCAAAGCUACCUAUAAUAGGGAACCUCCAUCAGCUUGGAAAGAUGCCUCACUUAUCUCUUCUGCAGCUAGCCAAGAAGUAUGGUCCAAUUAUUUAUUUGCAACUCGGGGAGGUUCCAACAGUGGUGGUUUCGUCAGCUAGAAUGGCGAAAGAAGUGCUGAAAACCCAUGAUCUUGCACUUUCAAGCCGGCCUCAGAUAUACUCAGCCAAGCACCUGUUCUAUGAUUGUACUAAUGUUGUUUUUUCUCCAUAUGGCGCCUACUGGAGGCACAUAAGAAAAAUCUGCAUACUUGAAUUAUUUAGCGUGAAACGAGUUCAGUCUUAUAGUUUCGUGAGACAAGAGGAGGUUGCUCGGCUUGUCAGUAGAAUUGUGGAUUCAUAUCCCGGCACCACUGAUUUAACCAAGGUGCUUGGACUUUACGCGAAUGAUGUACUGUGCAGAAUUGUGCUAGGAAGGGACUACUCGAGAGGAGGUGAAUAUGAUCGACUUGGAUUCCAGAAGUUGCUGGAGGAUUAUCAGGUUCUGCUUGGAGGAUUUAACUUAGGAGACUUUUUUCAUUCAAUGGAAUUUAUUUACAAACUUAAUGGCAUGAAAUUAAAACUUCAAAAUACCUCUAAGCGCUUUGACGAGUUCUUUGAUGAGGUAAUCAAGGAACAUCUGAAUCCAAAUGAAGAUAAAGGAGAGUUCAAAGACCUUAUUGAUAUCUUACUGGAAAUUCAGCAGAAUCAGGACACCGAGUUGCCUCUCACGAUGGAUAAUCUAAAAGCCAUUAUGUUGGAUAUGUUUGCAGCAGGAACCGAUACAACAUUCAUAACCUUAGAUUGGGGGAUGACAGAACUUAUAAUUAACCCCCGAGUUAUGCAGAAGGCACAAGCUGAAGUACGAAAAGUUGUUGGAAAAAGAACAGUUGUCUUAGAGAGCGAUUUACCUGACUUGCAUUACAUGAAAGCUAUUAUUAAGGAGAUAUUCCGCCUACAUUCUCCUGUUCCAGUACUUGUCCCAAGAGAGUCAAUGGAAGAUGUGAAAAUUGAUGGAUAUGACAUUCCUGCAAAAACCCGAUUUUAUGUUAAUGCCUGGGCUAUAGGAAGGGACCCUAUAUCCUGGGAAAAUCCGGAAAGCUUUGAGCCAGAGAGAUUCAUGAGAAGCAGUAUUGACUUCAGGGGGCAAGAUUUUGAGUUGCUGCCUUUCGGUGCUGGUAGAAGAGGUUGUCCCGCUAUUGUUUUUGGAACAGCAGUUAUUGAACUUGCCUUGGCUCAACUUCUUCACAGUUUUGAUUGGGAGCUUCCCGCAGGAAUCCAAGCUAACGAUCUUGAUAUGACAGAACUUUUUGGCAUCUCAAUGCACAGAAUAGCUCAUCUGGUCGUGGUUGCCAAACCACACUUUCCAUAGGUUCUAGCAGCAUUGCUGGUCCUUUUACCCCACUGCAACAUCAUAUCUUUUAUCACUUCUACUCCAAGCUGUUUCUGGUGAGAACUGAGAAUAAAGUGUGGUCUCAAUAAAUUUGUAAUGGGAAAUUUGCGUAUUAUUUUGCAUUUUCAGGACUUUGGUAUCUGGUUUUUGGAUUAACGACACUCGUUGAAUGGUAAACGCGAUGAGCAUGGAUAAUAACAUGAAAUCGGUAGAUAAAAUCAUGUAGAUUGUAAUAAACUGACAACAUGAGCCAACGAUUCGAGUUACUUCUGCUGCCAAGCACUGUGGUAAUAUGAACUAAUGGUCUUUUCAUUUGA
Messenger RNA from Daucus carota subsp. sativus, 2184 nucleotides. RefSeq names its product cytochrome P450 71AP13. The transcript has 2 exons. Bases 326 to 1846 code for a protein of 506 amino acids. The record is from RefSeq and is a predicted model, not a curated record. NCBI's taxonomy places the organism in Eukaryota, Viridiplantae, Streptophyta, Magnoliopsida, Apiales, Apiaceae. Gene Ontology annotation, molecular function: oxidoreductase activity, acting on paired donors, with incorporation or reduction of molecular oxygen; monooxygenase activity; heme binding.